Chiroxiphia lanceolata (lance-tailed manakin) is the source of this 2208-nucleotide messenger RNA. It is a transcript of the gene DRAXIN, whose product is annotated as dorsal inhibitory axon guidance protein. NCBI's taxonomy places the organism in Eukaryota, Metazoa, Chordata, Aves, Passeriformes, Pipridae. The coding region runs from base 240 to 1292 and encodes 350 amino acids. Gene Ontology annotation, cellular component: extracellular region. The transcript is spliced from 7 exons. Gene Ontology annotation, biological process: Wnt signaling pathway; axon guidance. The record is from RefSeq and is a predicted model, not a curated record.
CCAGUCCCCCGGGAUUCCCGGCGUCCCCGGUUCCUCUCCACAUUCCCCCACUGCCUUCCCCCUGUCUCCUCCUCCUCUUGCUCCUGCUCCUCCUGCUCUCGGGUUUGAACACCCGCUGCCCCCGGCAGAACUGCCUCCCCUCCGCCGCUCGCACAGCCCUGCCCUGCCCUGCCCUGCCCUGCCUGCCGGGCUCCGCCAGCCCCGGACCUGCGGACAGGUGAGGCAGAGCACCCAGGAUUAUGGCAACUUCUUCCACCACCUUCUCUCCUUUCCUCUUCCUGUGCGCACUGGUUCUUUCUGACGUCAGUCUUGCAGUCUCCCUGAACCCUGGCACAAAGCUCAGAAAUGUUCCAGAGAGCAACAACCACCUUCAAAACCAAGAGAUGUGGCUGCAGCAGCCCAAAAUUGGGCACCACCACAAGCAUGGCCUGGCCAAGAAGGAGAGGGUCCAUGCCAUGCCUUCGAGAGGGCGACUGGCCGGGGAAGAGACCCUCAGGAUGGGCAGUGGAGCGUCAGCUGUGGAGGAGCUGGUGACAGAGGGACAGCCAGCAGCCCUGAAACAGAACAAGGAUGUGUUCCUGGGCUUUGAGUUGCCAUAUCCUGAGAGGGAGAACCAGUCCCCGGGCUCGGAGAGGGGGAAGAAGCAGAACCGGGAGCACCGGCGGAACAGCCGCAGGGACAGGCUGAAACACCACCGAGGGAAGACUCCUGAUGCUGGGCCGAGCUCCCUGUACAAGAAACCUGAAAGCUUUGAAGAACAGUUUCAGAACCUCCAGGCAGAGGAAGCUACAAGUCUGACUCCCACUGUGCUCCUCAUCACUGCCCUGGACCAAGCUGUUUCCACGGAAGAGCCUCCUGUUCUUCCAGCCACCUCACCACGGUCACAGGCCCGCCUCAGGCAAGAUGGGGAUGUGAUGCCCACCCUAGAUAUGGCACUCUUUGACUGGACAGAUUAUGAGGAUCUCAAACCAGAAAUGUGGCCAUCUGCUAAAAAGAAAGAAAAGCGCCGCAGUAAGAGCCCCAGCAGUGGAAAUGAAACUGUGACAGCUGAAGGGGAGCCAUGUGAUCACCACCUUGACUGCCUCCCAGGCUCUUGCUGUGACCUGCGUGAGCACCUCUGCAAACCCCACAAUCGAGGCCUUAACAACAAGUGUUAUGAUGACUGUAUGUGCACUGAAGGGCUCCGCUGUUACGCCAAAUUCCACCGGAACCGAAGAGUGACCCGGAGGAAAGGGCGCUGCGUGGAGCCUGAGUCAGCCAACGGAGAGCAGGGAUCUUUCAUCAAUGUUUAGGAGGGUGGGACUCCUGCCCGGAGGGUCGGGAGCUGGGCUCAAACUGUUCAUACCUAGCAAUGGGAAUUAGAGGAAAAAGUUGAGCAAAUGGCUGGAGCUGCAGGCUCUGGACAUGCCAGGUUCCAGCUGGGCUGAAACUCAUGUUGUUUAUAAAGAGAGUGGCCUCAGCCUUUUCCAUAGCAGACUGCAUUCCCCCUGCUUUCCCUCAGCACAUUGGUGCCACUGAGUUGGGUGCCCCUCUCCCAGUUGGUAAGAAAUGAUCAUUACUCCUGUUCUGAUGGUCCUGGCAGGAGCAGGCUCUGCAGUUUCCUCUCUUCCUCUCAAAGGAGUUAAGAUGUGGAAGAUUCUUCAUGGCAAAGGAAAUAUGAGCUUAAACUUUACCCCUUAGUUAUUACUUGAGAAUAAAGGUAGAUUGCCCUUAAGGAUUGGAGGUUCCUAGAGGAGAGGAAACUUGUAGCCUCCAGAUGGAAUCAAAGCUGGGAAAUGGAUGAGCAGGAACCUGGCUGUCUAGAUGAGAGAGGACCCUCUGACAGAGCUCUUGCUUUCUCCCCUUUUCACUGCUUUAGACAUAUUCCCCAGCUGUUACACACUGCCACUUCCUACCUGUCAUCUUUGGGACCAUCCAGUCCCACUCCAUCCUUCCUUCCUUUCUUGCUUCCAGAGAACCACCUGGUUUCUGCAAGGAUGUGGCAAGACAUCCCAGCCUGCAGCUCUCACUCAUUUAGUUAUCCUGCCAAGUCUGUUAUUUUUAAUGAUUAUUUUUAGGAGCUUUCUGGGGAAGUGAUAGUUUUCCUAGUGAGCCAAAAAUAAAGUUUUUGGUAACAGGAGAUAGGGACAGGCUGUUCCAUUGUAGUAAAUCCUGUGACAUGUUGCAUGUGUGUUUCCAUGAUAUGUAAAUAAAGAUAUGAUAGAUAUC